AUGGCUCCUUGCUUGCGCAGUGAUAAAGAGGGUCUCGUCUCCAGGUCGUCGUCUUCGUAUAUCAUCAACCAUCCGAAGAGCCAGGGUAUCAACAUCAAAUAUAUCUUCACCAAUCUUGGGGCUUCGCUAGUCAACGCUGCUGCGAAGCAGUUCAAGGGCACUAAGGGCACUAAGGGCUUGUUGUUUGAUGUCCUGGAUGUGGAGAAACUGCUCAAGCCUCAGUCUCAGGGCGUGUUCCACUACAUUAUUACCACUGACUGGAUCCACGCCACAAGAAACUUGGUGUCACUCUGGCAUGCUCGACAGAUGCUACCGGACGACGGGGCUCUGGCGCUGGUUGAAAUCACCUAG
Molecule: messenger RNA, 351 nt
Organism: Aspergillus fischeri NRRL 181
Lineage: Eukaryota; Fungi; Ascomycota; Eurotiomycetes; Eurotiales; Aspergillaceae
Exons: 2
Coding region: 1-351 (116 amino acids)
Source: RefSeq, a predicted model, not a curated record